AUGACGGUCAUGGACCGUCCUCGGUUCCCUCCGCCUUUGUCACCUCCCUUGAACUACAACGCGGCAAACGGCAUUGGGACUGCGCUGCUGAGCAAUAGACCUAUGGUGGACAGGCUGGCGCCCACCUAUCAACCCAAUGGACAUUCCUCAAUAAGUCCAGGUUUAUUCCAACACCCGGGGCCCAGGUAUCCACCUGGCACUUACCAUCGCAACAGUAUCGGCCACUCUUACAUCCCUGACGGACUCUACUCCGGACAAAACAUGUCAGCUUCUAUACAUGAGAGCUCAGGCCCUGCUAAACAAGACGGUCCGCCUUUCGGCGACACGGUUGUCCUCUACCCUGUACUCACCGUGCGCACGCAGCAAUUGAUCCCCGAGAUCUCGGCCAGCAUACAGAAGGGCUUCUUUCAGGUGGACCGCAAGUGGACAUGUUAUCGAAGGAAUUAUUUUGCAGUUUCCUGCUCCUUCGCAUUCAAAAACCACGGGACUGAUGGGCCAUUCUAUCUCCAAAGGAAUGGUCACGAAGAACAGAUCCAGCAAUUUGCGGUUUCCAUUUCCGCCAAAACGGCGCUGACCGGAAGUGGCGAAAGCGAAAGCCGUGGUUUGGUUCAGCAUACCCCCAAGAGAGACAAGGCAACGGAGUCUGUGCCUGGACGGCAUUUGAUUUCACCAACCCCGAACCAGGCCAUGGGCCCAAACGGCGUAUUUCUGGGCGCGGGCUCUUUAUACGGUGGUUCGCAGCAUUUGCCACCCUCCAUGAUGGGAGGUUAUGGCGCUUUCGAAAACCCUGGCACAAAUUCGAUUCCAACAACACAUACUUUCGAGAGGAUUCAGUUCCAGAAGGCCACUGCCAAUAAUGGCAAACGCCGAGCGCAACAACAGUACUUCUUGGUGGUGGUCGAGCUGUCCGCCAAUAUAGCUCGCAGCCCUGGUGAUGAGAACUGGGUUGUGAUCGCUACCAAAGAAUCCGACCCAAUGGUGGUCCGGGGGAGAUCUCCUGGACAUUACAAGGACAAUGGACGACGCGACAGUCAGACAAGCAUGGAUCCCGAUCGAGGAGCUGGCCAGGGGGGAGAUGGGCCGGCGGGCUCACUUCCUCCAGGUAGCUACGGCCACCCUUCGAUGGACUGGAUGACCACCCAUCGGCAUAGCAACCAUUUUGGUGGGUCCACCUAUCGGCAGGCGCUGAAAGCUGGAUCAUCGCCAGCAAGCAUUGCUUCAUCAAGCACCUUGACCGGUACGCCAAUGGAGAUGGAAAUCAAUGUUUCCGAUAUACUCUCGAAAAAGUCGUCCUGCACUUUCUCGUCGGAGCAGUCUGUAUCGAGUCCAAUGUCGGGAGCUACCGAGGACCUGGUGUUCGAUUUCGACCGACAGCACUACAACAUGACACGGAAGAGGACCCAUGAGGAUGAUGAUGAUGCCGAUGAACACUUCCGCUUCAAUGUGCCAGCCCCAUUCACGGACAAUGUUUCGUCACUGAAUGACUUCUCCACAAUGCCAUACUCGAAACUUCUGUGUGCCUCAUGA
Molecule: messenger RNA, 1527 nt
Organism: Capronia coronata CBS 617.96
Lineage: Eukaryota; Fungi; Ascomycota; Eurotiomycetes; Chaetothyriales; Herpotrichiellaceae
Exons: 2
Coding region: 1-1527 (508 amino acids)
Biological process (GO): meiotic cell cycle; positive regulation of transcription by RNA polymerase II
Cellular component (GO): nuclear chromosome
Molecular function (GO): DNA binding; DNA-binding transcription factor activity
Source: RefSeq, a predicted model, not a curated record